Molecule: messenger RNA, 1217 nt
Organism: Nymphalis io (European peacock)
Lineage: Eukaryota; Metazoa; Arthropoda; Insecta; Lepidoptera; Nymphalidae
Exons: 7
Coding region: 302-1147 (281 amino acids)
Biological process (GO): cellular response to lipopolysaccharide; T cell costimulation; cell surface receptor signaling pathway
Cellular component (GO): external side of plasma membrane
Source: RefSeq, a predicted model, not a curated record
AGUAUUGAAGCGGCCCCCUACGCCGCUACAUCGGUCUGCUAUUAAAAAAUUGUGUCGCGUAUAUCAUACCUAACCGUACCGUAUUACUUUUGUUACAAAAACUCACGUGUCGCAUCAGAGCUAGGAAAAUGGUAGCAAUAAUAAUGAAUGUCAACGUGUGAAAUAAUUAUAAUAUUAAAUUUUGUUUGAAAAUAUGUUUGUAACGCCGUAGUUGUGCAGAGCGAUUAUCUCGCGGUAACUAAAGGCCAAUUUGUGGUAGAAGGGCGGGCGGCAUUCAGUCGCACGCGCGCUGUUUGGAGCGAUGUGGGGCAUUGUUCUGCUCCUGUACUUCGUUGCAGGUAGUCGCCAAUUAUCCAUUACAGAAUUUUCGAUACCAAACUCAGUAGAAUCGGGUGAGGAUGCCCGUCUAAAUUGCAAAUACGAACUGACUUCUGACGAAUCAGAUAAAGCACUCUUCGUGAAAUGGUGGUGGACGCCUCUGAAUGGUACCAGUGACGAGCGCAAUCAGCUUUAUCAGAGAAUCGCCGGUCACCCUGCCGUAGCCUUACAUAAUAACAUUAAAAUAGAAGAAAAUGACGCUAUCUUACUUCUAAACGUUACUCCGGAAGACUCUGGUACAUACGAAUGCGAAGUUUCGAACAUAGACGAGGUCCGCAAACAUGCUGAGCUUCUUGUAUUUACAAUGGGGAGUGGUCCGGACUUGAACAUCACCCUGGUGGACGACGGACCUGACACUGACAAGGAAGAUGAUGUCCUUGUAACUUGCGCAGCCACAGACGUGGCUCCUUAUCCUGACCUCGUCAUUAUCGCUAAUGGGGAGAUUCUUGCUACUCAAGAAUCGGUUUCGUCUAACGGAAGUACGUACGAUAUAUUCGCGUCGACUGUACUGUCCAAAGACAAAGCGGAUGGCGUUGAUAUCAGCUGCGAAUUAUUCUAUAGAGAUGUCAACGUCACACAUUCACCUUACGUUGACACCCAGACCUUCUAUAUUGACGAAUCAGCGCUGUCCACGACGGAGGAUGCCGAGCACGCCUUCACAACUGAAGCUACCUCAGAUCCAUUACAAUACACUAGUAAAGCCGGUCACGGAUCUGUCUUGUGUCUACGUCUAGUCAUAGCUGCUUUCAGUUUCGUUUUCUGGCUAUAAACUAAACUUUCUAUGUGAUACUUAUUAUUGUAAUGUAAAAUAUUCUUAUUAAACUUUAAUUUGUUCAUAU